AUGGCAAGGCAGUAUGCUGUGUUCCCUCGCAACCCGUCACCGGCUGAAGCAACGAAUCGGGGCAUGAUGAUACAAGAGAGAAUGGCUAGGUUGGAAGAGGGCAUUGCGAAGGCAAAUUUGGUUUUUGAUGAGUACUCUCCGAAGGUUUCGUUUACUCCUGAAGAAUACAUGAAAUACUACGACAAUAGCUGUGUUUAUCACAUGUGUGCCAUUGACUAUGGAGCCCACAUGCUUGAGAAAUUUGAGAAAGCCAUGGAAGAGAGUAUUUUGUCAAAGGUUCUACCAGCUAUAUGUGAUAAAGAGGGUGUUCCUCUACUGGUACAGUUUCUGCACAUGUGGUCAAAGUACCAGGCUUUUUCAAAGUUUCUUGGAGUAUUCUUUUUGUAUCUUGGUCGUGAAGCUGAACGUAGGAAGGGUGGUCGGCUUGAGGACAUUGCAACACGCUUAUAUUGUGAUCAUGUCUGCAAGCCUUUCCUCCAAAAGUUGUUUUCUGCUGCAGUUACCCUUAUUGUUGAAGAUCGGAAUGGGCAAUUAAUUGAUAAGUACCUGCUGCAACAGAUCUCAACAUUCUUUGUAGAAAGUUGCGGACGUGAAAGUGCCUCUUAUUACAACAAUUUUGAGGAAGUUAUUCUCGCAAAUGCUGCAGGAUUCUACUCUAGUGUAGCAUCACAAUGGCUUCUCUCCUAUUCAGCUAAGGAUUACAUUCUCAAGGUUGAUCAAUGUUUCAAUGAAGAGAGAGAAAGAGCAUUCCAGUUCUUGCCCCCAUCUUCGGUGGAGAAGUUACUGAAGACAAUGCAUUUUGUUUUGGUGGACCAAACUGCAAAUGUGUUGAAUGAAAAGAGGAGAUCUGAAAACCAAGAUUCAACAACAUUACAGGGGUUACUCUCUGGUUUGAGUAUUCAAUAG
Oldenlandia corymbosa var. corymbosa is the source of this 906-nucleotide messenger RNA. NCBI's taxonomy places the organism in Eukaryota, Viridiplantae, Streptophyta, Magnoliopsida, Gentianales, Rubiaceae. The record is from the annotation of a GenBank genome assembly.